This is a messenger RNA of Phacochoerus africanus (Common warthog), 1786 nucleotides long. RefSeq names its product interleukin 3 receptor subunit alpha (gene IL3RA). The record is from RefSeq and is a predicted model, not a curated record. Bases 468 to 1619 code for a protein of 383 amino acids. The transcript has 13 exons. Gene Ontology annotation, molecular function: cytokine receptor activity; protein binding. Gene Ontology annotation, biological process: cytokine-mediated signaling pathway. Lineage: Eukaryota; Metazoa; Chordata; Mammalia; Artiodactyla; Suidae. Gene Ontology annotation, cellular component: membrane; external side of plasma membrane.
CUGCCAGCCUCUUGGUGGGUGUUGGGCUGGGGGAUGGACGGGACGGAGUGAGCCCUGGGUGGGCAGUGCCUCGGGGACACGGGGCGACCUCGCCUUCCCCAAGGGGGUCUUCCGGACGCGUGCAUGGAAGAGUCCCGGGCAUUCGCGUCGCCGGCUUUAACCCAGGAGGCGGCUCCAGGAAACAGCCCCAGCCAGGCUGGAGGCCGAUUAGGACUGAAACAAAGAGGAAGCCACACACAGAAAGGCUGCCUGCCUUUCAGCCGUGAAAAUAAGACCGUGAGGAGCCAAGGGUACCCCCGCUCCCGGCCCUCCCUAAGGGUACCCCUGCCCCUGGCCCCUCGUGAGAAGCCAGGGGUCCCCCCCAGCCCCUAAGGCCCCAGAACCCGCGCCAAGCGGGGGCUGCCUCUCCCCCGGACUUCGCCCUGCUUCCCAGUGCGGCCCUCGCUCCAGUGGGAACCUGCGUGGCCAUGGCUUUCCUCCGGCUGCUGGUGUUGCUGAUGCUCGUCUUCUGCCUUCUGUCAACGCACCAGGAUCCAGACGCACCGAUUGGGAACUUAAGGAUGGAGCCGGAAAGUGGAUGGCUGAGCUGGGACCUCCACGGAAAUGUCUCCGAAAUUACGUGUUACGUCAAUUCGAAACGUGAAAAGCAAAAGGCACAGAACAACAGGUACUGCGCUGUUCAGUCCAUCCCAUGCUCAGUGACCAACUACACGGUCUCUGUGAACCAAGGGCCGCCGCUCUCCACGUUCUCCACGUGGAUCCUGUAUCCUGAGCCAGAAGGGACCCCCAAGGCGGCGGCAAACCUGACCUGCUGGAUUCACGAUGUGCACUUCCUGACGUGCAGGUGGGCGCGGGGCCGUGCGGCGCCCCCGGACGUGCGCUACCGUCUCUACCUGGAGAAUCCACUGUCCCAUCAGAUGUGGGAGUGUGUCCAUGUCGAAGCUGACCCUCGGGGGACACAGUUCCAGUGUCGCUUUGACAUCUCCGCCUUGUCUGACAAACUGGGCCCCUUAGCCCGUUUCCUGGUGAAUGGCAGCACCAGCAGCGGCUCCAGAAUCCCCUGCUCUGAACUUAUAAGCCAACUGUCCCCGAUGGAGAUACUCACCGCCCCCAACAUCACAAACAGUUGGUGUAACCAAAGCUAUGCGAUCAUGCGGUGGACAGUGCAAAGUAACUUUAACUUUCAUUUCAAGUAUGAAGUUCAGAUACAGAAGGGCGAGGACCAGGCCUACAGUCAGGAGGUGGAGAGAAACUCCUUGUGGCUGUACAAUCCUGGAACCUACACGGUAAAAAUAAGAGCCAAGGACGCCAGUUUCAAUCUCCCCUGGGGCGACUGGAGCGCCCCCCAGCGCUUCGUGUGUGACGGAGAGAAGGGCACGGUCUUGCCGGCCUGGCUGACCUCUUUGCUGAUCGCGCUGGGGAUGCUGCUGGCUCUGGGGCUUGUGCUCCUGUUAUGCAGAAGGUUCUCAGUGAGGCAGAGGCUGCUCCCGCCCAUCCCUCACCUGAAAGACCCCAUCAGUGACAACCUGCAGAACGAAAGGAUGAUGGCCUGGGACCCCGAGCAGGAGAGCCGGGAGGAGUGUCCCGUGGCCGAGGUGCAGGUUUUGGGGGAAACAUGAAGUUGCUGCGCGGGACUCGCUCUCGGCUGGUCGCCCUUGGACGUGGAAGUUGGAGGCGCGGGCGGGGGUGGGGAAGCGCGGUGCAGUGAAGGUGCUGCUGCUGCCUCGCCCAAGGAGACUCUGUGUUGCGCUCAUUUCUCCAAUAAAGGGCCUUUUCACCCGCCGCA